UCCGCUGCCGGGUGUCCGGGGGGAAAUGCCGGUGAGGCAAAGUGGGCCUUCGCCAGGGUCGCGGAGCGGACUGGACAACGCAGGCAGGGCGGCAGAAGCCCUGUCACUGGACAGAUUUGGCCCCCGGAACAGUCGGAAGGAAGACUGUUGAGUGUGUGGCGAGUCCUGAGUUGCACUCCACUGAGACCUUGAACACCUGGACAUUCUGCAUAACAUUGAUGACAUCAUGCUAACUGGACACGGUGAAGAAGGAAAUGACAAAUCACUGUCCCAGACCUCCCCAGGACAUAAGCCUGGAAGAAUUUGAUGAUGAAGAUCUGUCUGAGAUCACCGAUGACUGCGGUUUGGGCCUCAGCUAUGACUCGGACCACUGCGAAAAGGACAGCCUCUCCCUGGGGCGUUCGGAGCAGCCACACCCCAUCUGCUCCUUCCAGGAUGACUUCCAAGAGUUUGAGAUGAUCGAUGACAAUGAAGAGGAGGAGGAAGAGGAAGAGGAGGAUGAAGAGGAAGAGGAGGAGGAAGGAGAGGGAGAGGGCAAGGAGGGAGGAGGCCCUGGCUCAGAGGACACUACUCAGGAGCCCCUGAUCCCCUCCCCCUCACUGGAAGAGCCCCACAAGCAUCGGCCAACCACACUCCACCUGACAACAUUGGGAGCCCAGGACUCCUUGAACAACAAUGGAGGGUUUGCUCUGGAGCCUCCAGGCUCCUGGCAGGAGACAGUGCUGUGCCCACCCGCCCAGGAGCCCCUCAAAGAACCGCCCGCCCCGCUCCCACCCACGGACCUGAGCCCCUGUGGGGCGCAGUCACCUUUGCGCCCAGGUUGCGACUGCGAAGGAAACCAGCCCGCAGGGCCCUUGGCACAAGGUGGGGCCUCGCCCUCCUCAGAUCCGGGCAUAGAGGCCGACCUGGGGAGCUCUAGCGGAGGCCGCGGGGGCCGGCGCAGCAGCCAAGAGCUGUCGUCGCCGGGCUCCGACUCCGAGGACGCAGAGGGCGCGCGCCUGGGGCGCAUGAUUUCGUCCAUCUCAGAGACGGAGCUGGAGCGGAGCAGCGACGACGGCAGUAGCAGCAGCGGCCGCUCCUCGCACCUCACCAACUCCAUUGAGGAGGCCUCAUCUCCCGCCUCGGAGCCUGAGCCUGAGCCUGAGCCUCCGUGCGAGCCCCCGCGUCGCCCUGCCUUUCUGCCCGUGGGCCCCGAUGACACCAACAGCGAGUAUGAGUCAGGGUCCGAGUCUGAGCCAGACCUCAGCGAGGAUGCCGACUCGCCCUGGCUGCUCAGCAACCUUGUGAGCCGCAUGAUCUCCGAGGGCUCCUCGCCCAUCCUCUGCCCAGGCCAGUGCCUGUCUCCCGCUUCGCGUUCUGCCGCGGAGCCUGCAACGCCCGCCGGUGGGACCCCUGAGGCCCCCGAGGCGGCUACCGGGCCAGGCGGCGUGGAGCUGGUGGACAUGGAGACGCUGUGUGGGCCGCCGCCCCCUGCGCCCUCCGCACCUCGGCCCGGCCCCGCGCAGCCCGGGCCUUGCCUCUUCCUCAGCAACCCCACGCGAGACACCAUUACGCCGCUGUGGGCCGCUCCAGGCCGCGCUGCCCGCCCAGGCCGCGCUUGCUCCGCCGCCUGCUCGGAGGACGAAGAGGAUGAGGAGGAGGAGGAGGAGGCUGGGGAUAAGGCAGCGCCCCCUGGGGGCAGAGGCUCGGGCCCUGCGGCGCUGGACGCCUCGCUGGUGUACGAUGCAGUGAAGUACACGCUGGUGGUGGACGAGCACACGCAGCUGGAACUGGUGAGCCUGCGGCGCUGCGCUGGCCUGGGUGACGACAGUGAGGAGGACAGUGGUGGCGAGGCCAGCGAGGAAGAGGCAGGGGCUGCACUGCUGAGUGGUGGCCAGGGCCCUGGGGACGCCUCCCCAGACAGCCCCGACCUCACCUUCUCCAAGAAGUUCCUCAAUGUCUUUGUCAACAGCACCUCUCGAUCUUCCAGCACUGAGUCUUUUGGCCUUUUUUCCUGCCUGGUCAAUGGGGAGGAGAGAGAGCAAACCCACCGGGCCGUCUUCAGGUUCAUCCCUCGCCAUCCGGACGAGCUGGAGCUGGAUGUGGAUGACCCGGUGCUGGUGGAGGCUGAGGAGGAUGACUUCUGGUUCCGUGGCUUCAACAUGCGCACAGGGGAGCGUGGUGUCUUCCCGGCCUUUUAUGCCCACGCAGUGCCCGGCCCUGCCAAGGACCUGCUGGGGAGCAAGCGGGGCCCCUGCUGGGUGGAGCGCUUCGACGUGCAGUUCCUGGGCUCCGUGGAGGUGCCCUGUCACCAGGGUAAUGGCAUCCUGUGUGCAGCCAUGCAGAAGAUUGCCACUGCCCGGAAACUGACCGUCCACCUACGUCCUCCUGCUUCCUGUGACCUUGAGAUUUCUCUUCGGGGGGUCAAGCUGAGUCUAAGCGGAGGACCCGAGUUCCAACACUGCAGCCACUUCUUCCAGAUGAAAAACAUCUCGUUCUGCGGCUGCCACCCCCGCAACAGCUGCUAUUUUGGCUUCAUCACCAAACACCCGCUGCUAAGCCGCUUUGCCUGCCAUGUCUUCGUCUCCCAGGAGUCGAUGAGGCCCGUGGCCCAAAGUGUGGGCCGCGCCUUCCUGGAGUACUACCAGGAGCACCUGGAGUAUGCCUGCCCCACCGAGGACAUCUACCUGGAGUAGCCGUCCUGCUACUGGGAGCAGCUGGGGCUGGAGGUGUCUCAAUAGGCCACCGCAGCUUUGGCAAGGACUGGACUGGGGGCACGUGGGAUCUGACAUCCAGGGAGUCUCCGGGCUAUGCUGGGAACUCUCCUUGCUCCCCUGGGGCUGCUGGAGAGUGGAGCCUGCGCCUCCGCUUCCCCUGAUCCAUUCUCUCUCUGUGUCACCUGGUCUGCCCUUGGCCUCCCUCCUCUCUCCUCCUGUCUGUCUCUGCCCCCUCUGUGCCUGCAAACCCUCUCCCUCUGCUCUUUACUUUGGGGUCAGAACUGGGAGGGGUGUGUGGCGGAAGCUCCCAGGUGAUUCCCCCCUCCCACUCGCCCCCUGUGAUUUAUAAAGGAAUUUUAAUUUUUAUAGUGAAUAUCAAGGAAUCUUCCCAUCCUUGACCAUAGGAACCAAGAGAGGGACCCCAUACUGCCCCCCACAGAGGUCAGGGGAGGCGGGAAGGAGUUCCUCAGAAGGGCCCUGGGGGGACUAGGAGCCGUUCCUGAUGCUCACCCCAAGCCCCAGACGCUGCUAGGAGGAGGUGCCCGGCCCCGGGCCCCGGCCACACCAGCACCUGCUUUGCCGCUGCAAACACUCCCCGCAGUCCAGCACCUCAAUAAACUCUCUGCUUGGUGUGA
This is a messenger RNA of Vicugna pacos (alpaca), 3331 nucleotides long. RefSeq names its product mitogen-activated protein kinase 8 interacting protein 2 (gene MAPK8IP2). Gene Ontology annotation, molecular function: MAP kinase scaffold activity; JUN kinase binding. NCBI's taxonomy places the organism in Eukaryota, Metazoa, Chordata, Mammalia, Artiodactyla, Camelidae. Gene Ontology annotation, cellular component: cytoplasm. Gene Ontology annotation, biological process: JNK cascade; regulation of JNK cascade. The record is from RefSeq and is a predicted model, not a curated record.